CAUGAACACGUUUUGUAAUUAUAUUACAGUAAGGGCCAUGACUGCUGCUGUCCCUUCAGUGUAAGCCUGUGUUGUUUGCAUGACCGCUGCUGUCCCUUCAGUGUAAGCCUGUGUUGUUUGCAUGACCGCUGCUGUCCCUUCAGUGUAAGCCUGUGUUGUUUGCAUGACCGCUGCUGUCCCUUCAGUGUAAGCCUGUGUUGUUUGCAUGACCGCUGCUGUCCCUUCAGUGUAAGCCUGUGUUGUUUGCAUGACCGCUGCUGUCCCUUCAGUGUAAGCCUGUGUUGUUUGCAUGACCGCUGCUGUCCCUUCAGUGUAAGCCUGUGUUGUUUGCAUGACCGCUGCUGUCCCUUCAGUGUAAGCCUGUGUUGUUUGCUGUCCCCUUGCAGGAACGCGCAGGGCUGCUGCAGAAUGGUUGGUUUUGACCCCAGAAGAGAGGGCCCUGUUCUCUCCUCCACGGAGAUCGCAGCAGCGGGGUCUGUGGCGGGAAUGGUCACAAGAGCCAUAAUUAGUCCCCUCGAUUUAAUUAAAAUCAGAUUCCAGCUUCAGAUUGAGCAGCUUUCUGUUAAAAACCCGCGGGCCAAGUAUCAUGGUAUCUGGCAGGGCUGUCGAUGCAUCCUUGCUGAGGAGGGACUGCCGGCUUUCUGGAAGGGACACCUCCCGGCCCAGCUGCUGUAUAUCGCAUUCGGAGCUGUGCAGUUCGUCAGUUUUGAGAUGCUGACUAAGUUUGUCCACACCAGCACCCCCUAUGACAGCAGGAAUGCCGCGGUGCACUUCGUGUGCGGGGGCAUCGCUGCCUGCAACGCCAGCAUGGCCUGCCAGCCGCUGGACACCCUACGCACCCGCUUCGCUGCCCAGGGGGAGCCCAAGGUAUACCGGAAUCUAAGGCAUGCAGUGGCCACCAUGUACCGGACGGAAGGCCCCCUGGCGUUUUACCGUGGCUUGACCCCCACCACGAUCGCUGUCUUCCCCUACGCUGGACUGCAGUUCUACUUCUACAACAUAUUCAAGAAGGUUUACCUGUGGGCCAUUCCUGCAGACCCAGACACAAAAGGUAAUGUUAGAAACCUGGUGAGUGGGAGCUGUGCCGGGGUUCUCAGCAAGACCAUCACCUACCCCUUCGACCUGUUCAAGAAGAGGCUGCAAGUGGGGGGCUUCGAACAGGCGCGGACCCCCUUCGGACAGGUGCGCUCUUACCAGGGGUUUCUAGACUGCAUUGUGAAGAUCGGCCAGGACGAAGGGGCGAGAGGAUAUUUUAAGGGUCUGUCGCCCAGCUUGCUCAAGGCGGCUGUCUCCACGGGAUUCAUCUUCUUCUGCUACGAUUUCUUCUGCAACACCCUGCUGAGCCUGAAGUAAAGCACAGAGAUGCACGAUUAGCUGCAAGACGGAGAGAGACGCACUGAGCCGCACUGCACACCACUGACAUCUGCCUGGCGAAAGUGCCUCAUUCAUAUUCUGCACUAGAGCGCUGGAGUAUUCAGACUCUUUCGUGGUUCUUGGUUAAGCUCCUGGUGAGAGGGAGACUCUCUGGGACAUGGGACCUCAACCACAGGCAUGGCAGGAGCCUGCUGUCAGGGACAUGACUUGAACCUGUCCUGUCUCUCUCAACAGCACUAAUACUCUUCCAUCAGUCACCUAGGUGGACCUGCCCUGUCUCGUUUAAAUGGUAUUGCCAGUUCUUGUGAUGCAAGGGCCAGGUUUGCUCAGUAUUUACUGCAGUGCCAAGAUAAACAUGCCUCAGAACUAGCGACAGAAAACUUCUGUACUCCUCGGGAGCUUCUAAGUUAACAUAAAUGAUGUAUUAAUUUAAACAUUUUUAGAACAUUUUUAUAUUUUCUGUCUGGAUCGCAGUCCCCAGUACAGUGGAAUGACCAGAAGUAAGUUCAAUACAAUAGGUGGCAGUGUGGUCUGGUGGUUAAAGUCCAGGGCUUGUAACCAGAAGGUCACUGGUUCAAAUCCCACCUCUAACUG
Messenger RNA from Polyodon spathula (Mississippi paddlefish), 1968 nucleotides. Its product is annotated as mitochondrial thiamine pyrophosphate carrier-like. Gene Ontology annotation, molecular function: thiamine transmembrane transporter activity. The coding region runs from base 409 to 1353 and encodes 314 amino acids. Lineage: Eukaryota; Metazoa; Chordata; Actinopteri; Acipenseriformes; Polyodontidae. The transcript is spliced from 6 exons. The record is from RefSeq and is a predicted model, not a curated record. Gene Ontology annotation, cellular component: mitochondrial inner membrane. Gene Ontology annotation, biological process: thiamine pyrophosphate transmembrane transport.